Messenger RNA from Etheostoma spectabile (orangethroat darter), 579 nucleotides. RefSeq names its product zinc finger protein 239-like. The transcript has 2 exons. The record is from RefSeq and is a predicted model, not a curated record. NCBI's taxonomy places the organism in Eukaryota, Metazoa, Chordata, Actinopteri, Perciformes, Percidae. Gene Ontology annotation, molecular function: DNA-binding transcription factor activity, RNA polymerase II-specific; RNA polymerase II cis-regulatory region sequence-specific DNA binding. Gene Ontology annotation, biological process: regulation of transcription by RNA polymerase II. The coding region runs from base 1 to 579 and encodes 192 amino acids.
AUGCCUGCCAAUCGGAAGGAAGAGAGCCUAGUAAUCCACCGACGUGUUCACACCAGAGACAAACCGUACCGGUGUGAUCAAUGUGGGAAAACCUUUACUAAUAGUAGUGGCUUUAAACGUCACCAGCGCAGACACACUGGAGAGAAGCCGUACAGCUGUGAUCUAUGUGGUAAAACCUUUACUGAUAAUUGUGACUUUAAAAGACACCAGCUUGUUCACGCUGGAGAGAAGCCGCACAGGUGUGAACACUGUGGAGAAACAUUUUCUCAGAUUGGUGGCCUUAAAGCUCACCAGCGUCUUCACACUGGAGAGAAGCCGUAUUGGUGUGAACACUGUGGGAAAAUGUUUUCACGGAGUAGUAAUCUUACAUCUCACCAACGUGUUCACACUGGAGAGAAGCCGUACAGCUGUGAUCUAUGUGGUAAAACAUUUUCUGAGCGCGGUAAUCUUAAAAUACACCGGCGUGUUCACACCGGAGAGAAGCCGUACUCGUGUGAACACUGUGGGAAAAUGUUUUCUCAGAGAAGUAGCCUUAAAUCUCACCAACGUGUUCACCGGAGAGAAGCCGAAAUAGUCUGA